Messenger RNA from Sardina pilchardus (European sardine), 7909 nucleotides. It is a transcript of the gene rock1, whose product is annotated as Rho-associated, coiled-coil containing protein kinase 1. The transcript has 33 exons. Bases 805 to 4953 code for a protein of 1382 amino acids. The record is from RefSeq and is a predicted model, not a curated record. Gene Ontology annotation, biological process: mitotic cytokinesis; embryonic morphogenesis; peptidyl-threonine phosphorylation. Lineage: Eukaryota; Metazoa; Chordata; Actinopteri; Clupeiformes; Clupeidae. Gene Ontology annotation, molecular function: ATP binding; Rho-dependent protein serine/threonine kinase activity; small GTPase binding. Gene Ontology annotation, cellular component: cytoplasmic stress granule; cytoplasm; cytoskeleton.
GUGCGAGAAAAUCGGGCACAGUCUGUUUUUCGAAAAAUAACAUCGCCUGAAAUAUACGUGUAUUUUAAAGUCUGAACGUACGUUUCUGCAUGUAUCGACUAGACUAGUUGUUGUGUGAAGAUACUACACGUAAGACAGACGGACUGCAAUGGGGCGUUUUAACAGGAUCGUGUUUUAAAGUGAUCGAAUUUUGGAAGUCGAAGUUUUUUUUUCGCCACUUCUACUUUGCAGCUGUCAGACUCGUUUGUCGUUUUUCUUGCAAGGGCCUGGCACUGAUAUGGACACGGGCCUGAAGUAAUGUGACUACCCUGCAAGCCGUCUGUGUUACUUCUGUUUUAUAUACUUGAUAUAUGAACACAGCCAGACCUUUUUCAUUUAAAUUGUGCUGCACACCGCUUGAUCCCUCUGCGGCAGUCUGGAGAGCCUUGAUAAUCUGUUGCUGCUAGCCAGCUAGCUAGCUAGCUAGCUAGCCUCUACUUUUCUUUCCUUUUUUGUCCUGCUAGCUAGCUAGCGAAGUUGUCAUUGGCGAUACCAACGUUAACUCUGCGGAAACAACAAGUCUUUUGUUUUUCCUAAAAUGUGGAUUUUGGUCAUCCGAUGUUCGUUUAUACCUUGCAAUGAGUGUGAAAAACUGAAAAGACACACAACCCUUCUUUGAUCAUUCAUCCACUACUGUUAACUGUACAACUCAACGCGAAGGAAGAAGUUUGACCAGGCUUACCAGUAAGCUAGCUAGCUCACAAAGCUAGCAACAAUAUUUUAAUCACUGCUAGCGCCGGCGUGGAACUCAGUUUGACAGCAAAAAUGUCUUCGGAGGAAAGUUUGGCGGCUCGUUUCGAUAAAAUCGAUGCCAUGUUGAAGGAUCCUAAAUCAGAAAUCAACACCGACUGCUUACUGGAUGGCUUGGAUGCGUUAGUUUACGACCUUGACUUUCCUGCCCUGAGGAAGAACAAGAGCAUCGACAACUUCUUGAACAGAUAUAAGGACACCAUCAGUAAGAUCCGUGACCUGCGCAUGAAGGCGGAGGACUAUGAAGUGGUUAAGGUCAUCGGCAGAGGGGCAUUUGGAGAAGUACAGCUGGUGAGGCAUAAAGCCACACAGAAGGUUUACGCCAUGAAACUUCUCAGCAAGUUUGAGAUGAUCAAGAGGUCUGAUUCAGCUUUCUUCUGGGAAGAGAGAGACAUCAUGGCCUUUGCAAACAGCUCUUGGGUGGUGCAGCUCUUCUACGCAUUCCAAGACGACCGCUACCUCUACAUGGUCAUGGAGUACAUGCCGGGCGGAGACCUGGUCAACCUGAUGAGCAACUACGACGUCCCCGAGAAGUGGGCCCGCUUCUACACCGCCGAGGUGGUGCUGGCACUGGACGGCAUCCACUCCAUGGGCUUCAUCCACAGGGAUGUGAAGCCUGACAACAUGUUGCUUGAUAAAUCAGGCCACUUGAAGCUGGCUGACUUUGGAACCUGUAUGAAAAUGAAUAAGGACGGUAUGGUACGAUGCGACACUGCAGUAGGAACGCCUGACUACAUAUCACCUGAGGUACUCAAAUCACAAGGAGGCGACGGCUACUAUGGCAGGGAAUGCGACUGGUGGUCGGUUGGAGUCUUUCUGUAUGAAAUGCUAGUUGGUGACACGCCGUUUUAUGCCGACUCGUUGGUUGGGACGUACAGCAAGAUUAUGAAUCACAAGAACGCCCUGACUUUCCCCGACGACAGCGAAAUCUCCAAGGACGCCAAGAACCUCAUCUGCGCCUUCUUAACCGACAGGGAGGUGCGACUCGGCCGCAACGGGGUCGACGAAAUCAAGCGACACGCUUUCUUCAAGAACGACCAGUGGACGUGGGACAGCAUCAGAGACACGGCUGCCCCGGUCGUGCCCGAGCUGAGCAGCGACGUGGACACCAGCAACUUUGACGACAUCGAGGAGGACCGAGGCGAGGAGGAGACCUUCCCCACCCCCAAGGCCUUCGUGGGCAACCAGCUCCCCUUCGUGGGCUUCACCUACUACAACCAGUUCCUUCGAGCGUCGAGCACAAAGACGAGUGACAAACGCAGCAGCUCCACCAAGGAGGACAAAAGCCAUCUGGAGAACCUGCAGAAGAGGAUCUAUCAGCUGGAGGAGCAGCUCCACAGUGAGAUGCAGCUGAAGGACGAGAUGGAGCAGAAGUGCAGGACAUCUAAUACAAAAUUAGACAAAAUCAUGAAAGAGCUAGAUGAGGAGAUCAAUCAGAAGAAGACGGUGGAGGCGUCCCUGUCCAUGCUGGAGAAGGAGAAGAUGAUGAUCCAGCACCGCGGCACGGAAUACCAAAGAAAGGCCGACCAGGAGGCCGAGAAGAGGCGCAAUGUGGAGAAUGAAGUGUCCACAUUGAAAGAGCAACUGGAAAACAUGCGGAAAAUCAGCCAGAAUUCCCAGGCCUCCAAUGACAAGAUAGCACAGCUGCAGAAUCAACUGGAAGAGGCCAACGACCUGCUGCGGGCGGAGUCGGACACGGCGGCGCGCCUUCGCAAGAGCCACACGGAGAUGAGCAAGUCCAUGAGCCAGCUGGAGGGGCUGAACCGCGAGCUGCAGGAGAAGAGCCGCGCCGCCGACCACACCAAGCUGGGCCUGGAGAAGGAGGUGCUGCAGCUGCAGAGCACGCUGGACUCGGAGCGACGCAACUGCAGCCAGGGCUCCGAGGAGAUCCGCGAGCUCCAGGCACGGAUCACUGGUCUGCAAGAGGACAACAAGAACUUGAAGCUCAGUUUUGCCAAAGUCGAGGCAGAACGGAAGCAGGCACAGGAGAGGAGCAAUAAUCUGGAGAAGGAAAAGAACAACCUGGAGAUCGACCUGAACUACAAGCUGAAGACAAUGCAGCAGCGCCUGGACCAGGAGUUGACCGAACACAAGGUGACCCGAGCACAGCUCACGGACAAGUACGAAUCCAUUGAGGAGGCCAAGUCAGCUGCCAUGCACGCUGUGGAGCAGAAGGUGUCGGAGGAGAGCGUGGUGCGGAUGCGGGCGGAGAGCCGCGUGGUGGAGGUGGAGAAGCAGUGCUCCAUGCUGGAGUUCGACCUCAAGCAGUCGGUGCAGAAGAUGGAGCAGCUGAUGAAGCAGAAGGAGCGGCUAGAGGACGAGGUGAAGGUCGUGCGGGUGCAGCUGGAGCAGGAGUCGGGCAAGCGGUCGCUGACCCAGAGCGAGCUGAAGAACUGGACGGUGGAGGCGGACCGGCUCAAGGCGUCGGAGAAGCAGCUCAAGCAGGAGAUCAACGCCUCGCUGGAGAACAAGCGCUCCCUGGAGUUCCAGCUCGCUCAGCUCACCAAGCAAUACAGGGGGAACGAAGGACAAAUGCGAGAGCUUCAAGACCAGCUGGAGGCCGAACAGUAUUUCUCAACGCUUUACAAAACUCAGGUGAAGGAGCUGAAGGAGGAGAUCGAGGAGAAGAACCGGCUGCAGCAGGAAACCCAGAAGAAGGUGCAGGAGCUGCACAGCGAAAGGGACUCCCUGUCGGCCCAAUUGGACCUGACGGUGACCAAGGCGGAGUCGGAGCAGCUGGCGCGGGCGCUGCAGGAGGAGCAGUACUUUGAGCUGAGCCAGGAGAGCAAGAAGGCCAUGGCCCGCCAGAAGCAGGAGAGCGCCGAGAAGGACUCCACCAUCGCCCGACUCGAGGAAUCCAAUAAAACCCUUACCAAAGACGUGGAGACCCUCAGCAAGGAGAAGGCCGAGCUGGACGACAAGCUACGCGGUCAGACGGAAGAGUAUGAGAACCAGAAAGAGGAGAUCACAAACGCAAUCAAGGCCAACUAUGAGAAGGUGCUCAACACGGAACGAACUCUCAAGACCCAGGCGGUGAACAAGCUGGCGGAGAUCAUGAACCGGAAGGACAUGAAGCUGGACCAGAAGAAGAAGGGCAGCACGGCCGACCUGCGCAAGAAGGAGAAGGAGAACCGCAAGCUGCAGCUGGAGCUCAUCCAGGAGAAGGAGAAGUUCAACCACAUGGCCAUCAAGUACCAGAAGGAGCUGAGCGAGAUGCAGGCGCAACUGGCGGAGGAGAGCACGUACCGCACGGAGCUGCAGAUGCAGCUGGACAGCAAGGAGAGCGACAUCGAGCAGCUCCGCGAGCGCCUCAACGACCUGCAGCUGCGCAUGGACAACUCCAGCGUCACCAGCCUGCAGACGGACGAGACCGACAGCAACAUUGCCGAAUCCAGAAUGGAAGGCUGGCUGUCGAUACCUAACCGUGCUAACAUAAAACGAUACGGCUGGAAGAAGCAGUACGUUGUGGUCAGCAGCAAGAAAAUCAUCUUCUACAAUGAUGAGCAGGACAAAGAGCAGUCCAGCCCCUCUAUGGUACUUGAUAUCGACAAACUGUUCCACGUGCGUCCGGUCACACAGGGUGAUGUGUACCGAGCGGAGACUGACGAAAUUCCCAGGAUAUUCCAGAUCCUCUACGCCAACGAGGGCGAGUGCAGGAAGGAGGCGGACAUGGAGACGGUCCCCCAGGGGGACAAGACCAACUGCCUGCCCCACAAGGGCCACGAGUUCAUCCCCACGCUCUACCACUUCCCCACCAACUGCGAGGCCUGCGCCAAGCCCCUGUGGCACGUCUUCAAGCCGCCGCCCGCCCUCGAGUGCCGGCGCUGCCACGUCAAGUGCCACAAGGACCACCUGGACAAGAAGGAGGACGUCAUCGCGCCGUGUAAAGUGAAUUACGACGUGACGUCAGCGAGGGAUAUGCUGCUGCUGGCCCUGACUCAGGACGAGCAGAAGAAGUGGAUCGGUCACCUGGGCAAGAAGAUCCCCAAGACCCCUCCCUCCACCUUCUCCAGGGCCUCCCCGCGCUCCAUGUCCACCCGCUCCGUAGCAAACCAGUCCUUCCGCAAGAACCCCAAAAGUAUCACGGGCAAGCCAAGCAGAAAGCAGUCGAGCAUCCGACUGGCCGACACUGAGCACGCAGACACAACAUCCAGUACAUGCUGACACAACUCGUCCCCCGGCCACAGCUUUAUUUUCAGAGGAAUCUUACCACCACCACCACCGUUACUACCACCACCGUUACUACCCCCCCAUGCGCUGUCCAUAGCCAGCCCCUUGUGGCCCCGCUCCCCCUCUCUCUCUCUAAUGUGAUUAACCCUCUCGGGUGGUACUGUUGUUGGGCUGCUCCUUCUCUCUCACUCACAUCUGGGUCUGGCUCUCUCUCUCUCUCUGUGGUUCAGUAGGGAACUAAUGGUGCGUUACCACUGACUCUGGAUCAGCUAAGGGUGAUCUGUGGUGUCUGUUGUGUUUGGUGAGAGGACUGAUAGAGGACUAUGAGGUGCUGCUGAUCAGUGCUGGGUUCUCAUGAGCUGUUUUCACGCUGGGCAGCUGCAACUGGUGCUGUACUGCCCCCUGCAGGACAUGAAGCACAGUUGUUUUAUGUUUACUGACGUUUACAUUCAUUCACUGAGCAGAUGCUUUUUUCAAAAGCAGUUUACAUAUAUCAGUUAUAAUACAAGGGCAUUGUUACAUUGUCCUUGGAGCAACUCAGGGUUAAAUGCCUUGCUCAAGGGCACAAUGGUGGAAGCCAGGAGUUGAACCCACAACUUGUCUGACUACAGCAUGCUAGCCCAGCUGCUGCUUAAUUACUAUGCUACCACUGCCCUAUUCUCUGUAGCCAUUCCCUGUUCGCUGCCCAGUCACAUGCAUUACCCAGCAGCAGUCCCGUGCUAACAAGCUACGUCUGUAAAUAUACAGCCAUUCACAGAGCCAUCACUUACUGGCUUCGUGUUGGGGAAUCUCACCCGCGCCUUGGGUUUUUUCUGUAACAUAACUGAACGUUUCCACAUCUCUUGGGGCAUCUGAAGCGGGUUGAGUCUUUAUUUACAGCUUGGAGAGCCCAGCAGAGUACCCUUUAUUGUUGGCAUUUUAUUUGUUUGCUUCAGGAAUUGGAUCGGGGAGGUAUAUUAGCUUGAUGAAUACUGUACAACAUAUUGCAUACAGCAGCUUUAACUAACCCAUUGUGUUUGCCUACUCCUUUAAAAGAGCUCUUAUGGGAUGUCUGUGUUGUCUGCUUUCUUUCAGCUAACCAUCUGAUCCAUUGGAUUCUGUUGGGACUUUGUACCUUUUUAUCCUUCAAAAAAGAAAAAAAAUAGAAAAAAAAUACCCUCAAACCAUUAGAAAAGGAUUCACACAAUUAACACACACACACACACACACACACACACACACACACUUUCACUCACACACACACACACACACACACACACACACACACACACACACACACACACACACACACACACACACACACACACACACACACACACACACACACUUUCACUCUCACACACUUUCACUCACACAGAAGUUAAUACAGAGACAGUUUGACCAACGCUGGAUAUUUGGGACCAGUGCCUGACACAAGGCAUCCUUUCUUCUCCACCCCUUCUCUCUCUCCCUCCUUCCCUCCCUCCCUUCAUCCCUCCCUCCCUCCCUCCCUCCCUCCCUCCCUCCCUCUCUCUCUCUGCUUUGACUGGGAUUCCUUUUCCUCCAACCUCUCCACACCCUCUCUGUCCUCCGGGCGUCAAGUGGACAGCAGGGACUUUGCUCUGGCCUUGGGAUGAGAGCCUAGGGAAGCGGCCCAUCUGUGCCCAAGGCUGAGCUCCUCUGUGCGGGCCUCAGGCGGACGCUGUGUGGGGAGGUGGUGGGGGGGGGGGUUUGUAUCUCUGGCCUUUGGUGCAUGCUCCAGGUCAAUAAGGGAGGUCUUAUGCAAUAUGGUGAUGCAACAGGGGAAGAGGGGUAUAUCUGGGGGUGCUAAAACUGGGUUCUUUUCUUCUGUCCGGGAUCAGAAACUGUUGUGAGCGAGCAUACCUGUUUUCCCAUCUCAACGGACUUAACAUGCCUUCUUUUCAUGAACUCGGGCUGCCUUAAUGUCUCUCUCCCUUCUAAGUCUAAAAGGAAAUGCGAUAUCGAACAGAGUAUUUGGGUACUGAGUAUGUGUGCGUGUUGUAUUUUUUGAUUCCUGUUUUUUUUUUUUUUCCCAAGGAGCAUGCAAGAUCAUCAUUACAAUCUAUGCAUAUUAGAAUUAUAAUUAUUGUAUUAUUAUUAUUAUUAUUAUUGUUAUUAUUAUUAUAUUUGCUCCAAGCCAUAGGAAUCCCCAUUGUAAUGGCAUCAGGAGACCUAAUGAAAUCUUCAUAGAAACCAUUGACAUUUUGUUUGUUCAUUUGGGUACAUUGUUCCUUUACGUGUGUUAUUUUGUUUUUUGUCUCAUUUUUGUUUCUUUUUUUUUGUAAUGUAUUGCCUUACAUUGGUUCAUAGAAAUGGUUCAAAAGGAAACAUUAAGUUAACAAAUGUAAAACUGCACUGUUUGAAUUGUAAAUUAUUUGUAGAAGACUUAACUGGUGUAGCAUUUGGCCCACCUAGUGCCUUAAUUUUUGGAUAACGAUUUUACUGCCAUAUCUGUCUGUGUUAAACUCCAAACAAGACAAAUCUUAACUCUGUAUCUUUUUUUAAAAACAAAAGGGUUAUCUUCCACGUUGUUGUUUUAUUGGAACCUCUGGUGUGAAAUGGAAAAGUCCUUCAUUUAUUUUCAACAAGUUGCGUAUUAUAUCAACCAAAGUACCAGAGAUGAGUAAGUAUCUGGUGUUAUGGAUAAUGUACCCUAAUGAAGGCAAGGUUCCCCUCCAUGAACUCUUCCCAUUAUUGCCAACGUAAUCAGAUGAAAUGGGUAACUUCUUGUCUUGUCGACACAAACCCCCUCAGUGUAUAUAAUCAGACACAAAAGAUCAUGAAUACCUCCACAGUUAUCAAAAAUGGGUUUUACAUACGUGUUCAGUAAAAGAAGCACUGGAACUAUGAUCUCUUCUGUUUUGUCUUGGAUGACUUGCAUGUUUCAUUGCAUUGGAGGCCGCACUGAUGGAUAUGUGUCAAUAAACAUAUCUUUAUCUAUCGUUUAAAA